Molecule: messenger RNA, 1147 nt
Organism: Seminavis robusta
Lineage: Eukaryota; Bacillariophyta; Bacillariophyceae; Naviculales; Naviculaceae
Source: the annotation of a GenBank genome assembly
GAACUUGAUACUCGGGUAAUGUAAAAGGUGUGCUUGCCUUGGGAGCUCUUGGGUCACUUGGGCAGCAAUUGGGCCUCCCUUGUUGCUUCACUCCUUCCCCUCUGUCCGGAACUCUGAGCAGAGCAUUCGUCUCACAAUAUCAGCUCGCAACAAACGCAAACAGCAACAACCACAACAACAGCAACAACGCUACCUUCUUCUUUCUUUCUUUUACUAACAACAACAAAUAUCAAAAUGGUUGACCGUGGAUGCUUCAAGCAACAAGAAAUCCAAUUCCUUGAUGAGAAGAUCACCAUCAAAGCUCUCGUCAAGAGCAAGAAACUUCCAGAGUCCUUUGCGCCUGACAACUGGUCUGUGAUCUGUGGACGCGGCAAGGAGUGCUACAAUCACAUUGGCAACCGCCGACUCCGUGUUCUUGUAGAGUCCAAUCUUCCCAAGUACUCUGCCACCAAGUCCAAGUUCGAAAAGACCAUUAUCGUUUCUAGUAUCGUCGAUGCCGUUCGAGGAGCCUCUUCCACUGGAGGCUUUGUCAAACAGAACACAAAGACCAAGCAAUGGGUCGAAGUUGGAGACUCUGUGGCCCGCGAAAAGAUUGGCCAACUGCUCCGCGAAGCCAUGAUGCGCAAGAACCCUGAAAAGCUCAAUGCCCGCAAGGACAAGCGAAGAGCUCAAGCACUCAAGAACAAGAGCAAGAUCCAGCAGCCAACACAACUGUCAUCCGCCAAGUCUGUCUCUGACUGCUCCACUUCCUCCGAGGAACAACAAUCCGAUAACUCCUCAUGCUGCGGUACAUCCUCCUCUGGAAGCAGUGUGGCAUCAUCUGAAUCUGACAGUGUCAUGCCAGCACCAAUGCCUGCUUUGACCGCCAAGCAAAUCGAAUUCAGCCGCGUAGCAGACUUGUUUGACGCAGACCCUCUUCCCAUUGACAUGGACCAUGCGUUUGCAAACCCCAGUGUAUUCGCCUUUCCCGAUCUGUCCUUCUAAACAUACCGGUAGCGCACCACUUGUUCAUGUGGCUGCUAGCUAUCAGGGGUUAAACGACGGCAGCAGUCAUUCCGACUCCAACAUCCUACUUCCAACAAAACAAAUCAGUUUUUAAGAUCUAUUCAUACUACUAUUAAACAUCAAAACUAUCAGAAACAAACAU